Jatropha curcas is the source of this 1110-nucleotide messenger RNA. RefSeq names its product protein TRANSPARENT TESTA 16. NCBI's taxonomy places the organism in Eukaryota, Viridiplantae, Streptophyta, Magnoliopsida, Malpighiales, Euphorbiaceae. Gene Ontology annotation, molecular function: protein dimerization activity; DNA-binding transcription factor activity; RNA polymerase II transcription regulatory region sequence-specific DNA binding. Gene Ontology annotation, cellular component: nucleus. Gene Ontology annotation, biological process: positive regulation of transcription by RNA polymerase II. The record is from RefSeq and is a predicted model, not a curated record.
AAUAUAGUAACUUAUAGUUUCAGAUAAUUGUAGAAGCAGAGGAAAGUUUUCUCUUUUCUAUUUGAAUUGCACCAAGAGAGAAGAGAUUAUAAUUUUCCAGAAUUAUGGGUCGUGGAAAAAUACCAAUUAAAAGAAUAGAAAACCAGACGACAAGGCAAGUCACCUUCUCCAAGCGCAGAGCUGGUCUUUUGAAGAAGACUCAUGAACUUUCAGUGCUUUGUGAAGCUCAAAUUGGUCUCAUCAUCUUUUCUAGCACUGGAAAACUGUGCCAGUACUGCACUGAGCCUUUCAGGAUGGAGCAAAUCAUAGAAAGGUAUCAGAAGCUUACAGGGACCAAAAUUCCAGAGGAUGAUAGGAGGGAAAAUCUAUAUGAUGAAUUGGCAAUGCUAAGGAAAGAAACUCGCCGUCUUCAAUUAAAUAUGCGACGGUACACCGGUGAAGACAUGAGCUCCAUCCCUUUUGAGGAUUUAGAUGAACUCGAGCAACAGUUGGAAUACUCCGUUGCCAAAAUCCGCAGCCGGAAGAAUGAACUCUUGCAACAGCAACUGGACAAUCUGCACAGGAAGGUGCGGAUGUUGGAGGAAGAAAAUGGGAAUAUUUACCGUUGGAUCCAGGAUCACCGCGUGGCAAUGGAGUAUCAGCAAGCAACAAUAGAAGCAAAGCCAGUGGAGCAUCAACAUGUUCUUGACCAAUUCCCAUUCUGUGGAGAACCAAGUAGUGUUCUUCAGCUUGCAACUAUUCCUUCUCAAAUCCACUCUUACCAUCUCCAGCUUGCUCAGCCCAACCUUCAAGAAUAAUAAGAUUUUCAGUGAUGGGUUUCUUAGUACAAGUACAACUACAGUGCAAUUAAUUAUAGACAGUAUGCGUUCAUUGCUUCUAAGACAGACUGUUAAUAUAUUUGGUUUCUCAUUGCAUUAAUGUUCUUCAAGUUAUGGUUUGAAGUUAUAAUUAAACAGUAGUGGUGUGUCAUCUUUGAGUUCAAAACAAUCUAGCAUAACUUGAACGUUUGGAAACUUUUCUUUGUAUGUAUGUCCUGGUAUUCUACGUACGUAGUUGUGUGUUUGUGUUCUAUGGAAGCAAAGAAAUAAAGGAUAUUAAGUACACCUAUUA